Molecule: messenger RNA, 483 nt
Organism: Echinococcus granulosus
Lineage: Eukaryota; Metazoa; Platyhelminthes; Cestoda; Cyclophyllidea; Taeniidae
Exons: 3
Coding region: 1-483 (160 amino acids)
Source: RefSeq, a predicted model, not a curated record
AUGGUGCGUCCUGGUGGUGGACGUGAUGCAAAUAAAGACCCAGCUCCAAACGCAGACGAGGAUGAAGGAGCUGGGCGAGAUGGCAUUGAGACUGCGGAUGCAAACGGCCAAAAUUUGGACCUCUUCGCCUUGGAAUUCGAUGGUUCCACGUCUCCUAGUAACACCACUGGAUCGGCGGACUCCAAUUCGUACUUCUUACAUACAGAAGCCAAACACCUGUCUUCACUCUCCCUUCCACAAUGGACUACACCAUACCCUAGUCGACUCCAUCACCGCCCACAUCACUCAUCACUCACCAUGGCUCUUCAAGAGGUCCCUCCAUUCAUUCAUGACAAUCUCCCUCUCGCACAAGACCUGAUUCACGUUAUCAUCCUCACUCACGCUUCAUCGAUUAUGCCUAACAGUCUUCUAACUCGCACUUCAUGCUCACUACUGCAUCAUCGUCACCACCUUGCAAUCGAUGCUCCGCAGUCUUCGGACUGA